AUGUCUUCUAAUUCACAAGUUCCUAGUUCUCAACAAAAACCUCUCGAGAAAAAACUUACUCUUCCUUCUCGCGAGACUCUUUCCUCGUUGACUUCACUUCCCUUCGUUGAUACUCACACACACCUUCAUUACGUGUUAGAGCGUCUUCAAUCCACUCCACUCAGAAUUGAUGAUUAUUCGACACUACGUAACACGCAUUUUCCAUCAAAUCUUGAAUUCUGUAUAAAUGUUCUCUGUGAUCCUGAAACAUUCGCUGGUGACACUCUUUUCCCGAAUACUUUUAUGGAUUGGCGUGUACAAGCUUCCGAACCUUAUAUUUAUCUUGCGGCUGGAGUUCAUCCUCACAAUGCGAAGGUUUAUAAUGAUCAUAUAGAAUCGUUAUUGCUCACUAUCCUACAGCAUCCGAAAACCGUGGCAUUAGGUGAGAUUGGAUUAGAUUAUCAUUAUGACAAUUCGCCGCGUGAUGUGCAAAAACAAAUUUUCAUUCGACAAUUGAAAAAAGCUGUUGAACUUGACAAACCGCUUGUGAUUCAUACACGUGAGGCAGAACAAGAUACCUAUGAUAUUUUAACAACACAUGUGCCACCUCAUUGGCGAAUUCAUGUCCAUUGCUUUACUGAUUCACCAGAAUUCGCAAAACGCUUGAUUGAAUUCUUCCCAAAUCUGUAUAUUGGAAUUACUGGAGUAGUGACAUUUGGAAGUGCAAAGAAUACUCAAAAUGUGUUGAGAGAUGUUGUACCAAAGUCGAGAUUUUUAUUAGAAACUGAUGCACCGUACAUGAUACCUUCAAAAUUGAACAGGAAUAAAAAAUCGAAUGAGAAGGUGGCCGUAUGUCAUUCUGGAAUGAUUCCGUUUAUCGCUCAAAAAAUUGCAGAAAUAAAAGGUGUCGAAAUUGAUGAGAUUAUGCGGUUAGCAAGAGAAAACACUAGAAAUAUGUAUGGAUUAUAA
Ambispora gerdemannii is the source of this 948-nucleotide messenger RNA. The record is from the annotation of a GenBank genome assembly. Lineage: Eukaryota; Fungi; Glomeromycota; Glomeromycetes; Archaeosporales; Ambisporaceae.